Messenger RNA from Gordionus sp. m RMFG-2023, 809 nucleotides. Its product is annotated as probable methyltransferase-like protein 24. Lineage: Eukaryota; Metazoa; Nematomorpha; Gordioida; Chordodea; Parachordodidae. The transcript has 4 exons. The record is from RefSeq and is a predicted model, not a curated record. The coding region runs from base 12 to 809 and encodes 265 amino acids.
AGUCCAUUGAAAUGACUAAAAAAAAAUGCAUGAAAUUAUUUCCAGUAUUGAAUUCCGGUAAAAGCAACAACAGCAUUGCUGUCAACAUGUUGGUUGUGAAAAAUGUGCGUGCUUCUGUAUCAACAAUGAAAUUUUUCAGAUUCUUUCAAGAUUACGCAAAUAAUUGGGAUUAUGACUGCAAAAAUGCUCAAAGAAUAGGUAACAAAGGUAACGGAGGUUGGUUCAUGUGCAUGGAUCCAAGCUAUAUUCCAAAAUCUCCAUGCAUCGUAUAUUCAUUUGGAAUAGGCAACGACUGGUCUUUUGAUGAUUCCGUAUCACGUAUGUUUAAUUGCGAAGUACACGCUUUCGAUCCAACCAUAAAGAUUAAAUCUCACAUGAGGGAUAAUAAAAUAAAUUUUCACGCAUUAGGAUUAAAAGAUUUUGAUGAAUACGAUUUUAAAGACGAAAAAAAGGCUUAUCUUACUUUACCAAGUAUUAUGAAGCAUUUAAAUCAAUCAGAUCAGGUCAUAGAUUACCUCAAAAUAGAUAUAGAGACUUGGGAAUGGCCUUCUUUAAACGCUUUAAGUGAUAGCAAUUUCUUACGGUACAAGGUUAAACAAUUAGUAGCCGAAUUUCAUUUUUACGGUAAAAAUGGAUUAGGUUAUAUGCAAAGUGUGUUAAUUAAGCUAAAAAAGAAUGGCUUGAGACUUUAUAAAUCUAAAGCGAAUCCCGGAUGCAAACUAACGCAAGUCGGAGUCUUUGUGUAUUUUAAUUGUUUCGAACUACAUUUUGUGAAUAUCAACUUUCUUAAAAAUAUUCCAACCACUUAA